AACUCAACAUCAAAAAAGAAGGAUAACUGACAUCACAGGAUUAUUAUGAACUGAUAUGUGGGGAUCAUCCCCAGACUCUGGGCCGGAAACUUAAACCAACACCAUAACAGACAGACAGAUCACUUUAACUGUGGAGACGGGACAGCGUGCUGUCCAGAGACCCAGCCUGACGCACGGAGACGGACAGACAGACGAACAGUCUGAUGCCAACUGUCUCCACUGUCAAUCUCACGGCACCACUCCUCCUCCUGUUGCUAUGGGCAACCCACCCAACCAUGGCAACCAACUGGCUCUCCCUGGCGAGGCUGCCUCGCUCCAGGCCCGUGUCUGGUGCUGCCCCAUGUGCACGGCUGAGGGGCCUGACCCCAGGGCAGGUGGGGGUGUGCAGGGCGCGAGGGGAGGUCAUGGAGUCCGUACGCAAGGCAGCCGAGAUGGUCAUAGAAGAGUGCCAGCACCAGUUCAGGAAUCGCCGCUGGAACUGUUCCACCACCCCACGUGGGAUCAAUGUAUUCGGGAGAGUCAUGAACCAAGGGACUCGUGAGGCGGCCUUUGUGCACGCUCUGUCCUCAGCAGCCGUGGCAGUGGCUGUGACCCGAGCCUGCACCCGCGGGGAGCUGGAAAGGUGUGGCUGUGACAGGAAGGUCAGGGGGGUCAGUCCCGAGGGAUUCCAGUGGUCAGGGUGCAGUGACAACCUGUCCUACGGUGUGGCUUUCUCCCAAACAUUUGUGGAUGAACCAGAACGAGCCAAGGGGCUGUCAGCAGGGCGACCACUCAUGAACCUCCAUAACAACGAGGCUGGUCGAAAGGCCAUCCUUCACAACAUGCAGGUGGAGUGUAAGUGUCAUGGCGUCUCUGGUUCCUGUGAGCUGAGGACCUGCUGGAAGGUUAUGCCUCCAUUCAGGCGUGUCGGCGCUGUGCUCAAGGAACGCUUUGAUGGAGCCACAGAGGUUCGCCUGACCCGUAUAGGAUCCAGGACGGCCCUGCUCCCACGUGAUCCCCAGGUCAAACCCCCUGCUGCCAGAGACCUUCUGUACCUUGCGCCCUCUCCAGAUUUCUGCCAUUUGGACCCUGAGAACGGUAUCCCUGGGACUGCUGGCAGGAGAUGUAACGGAACCUCUCGGCUGGCUCCAGAUGGCUGUGAGCUGGUGUGCUGUGGACCAGGAUACAGAGCGGGCCGGGCUGAAGUGGUGCAGCGCUGCUCCUGCAAGUUUUCCUGGUGCUGCUCAGUCCGCUGCCAGCAGUGCAAAAACACAGUCACCAUUCACACCUGCAGAGUCUAAGAGGGCCCAAGCAAGACCAAACUGCCCGAGCAGAAAGAAACAAAACAUCUACUCGACAGACACUCGCAAACACAAGAUGGGAUAAGGGUGAUACAAUAAUUAAUUACAGUAAUUAAUUCAGACUUUUGCCCAAAAUUAUCUUAAAAUCUGGCCAAAGGCAGUCUUAAUUUAACUCAUUUUCGAGUGCAGUGAGGCCAAAGUUUGAGGACUCUGUUGUAAAAGCUAAAAAGUAAGUACAUGUAAUAACAAAAAAACAAUGAGUAAGCAUCAACAGUAAGCGAGCUACACACAAAAAUCACCUUCAGAAACAGACGGGUGGGCAGGCACAGACAUGCACAUACACAUGAACACACUCCACAGUUAAUCUCAUAUUGACAAAGCUUUAAAAGCGGAACUUAACCAGAACUAACAAGGAAGCAUUGCAGCACUGUCUUU
Molecule: messenger RNA, 1715 nt
Organism: Scatophagus argus
Lineage: Eukaryota; Metazoa; Chordata; Actinopteri; Scatophagidae
Gene: wnt4b
Product: wingless-type MMTV integration site family, member 4b
Exons: 9
Coding region: 204-1280 (358 amino acids)
Biological process (GO): cell fate commitment; multicellular organism development; canonical Wnt signaling pathway
Cellular component (GO): extracellular region
Molecular function (GO): cytokine activity; frizzled binding
Source: RefSeq, a predicted model, not a curated record